Molecule: messenger RNA, 7089 nt
Organism: Galleria mellonella (greater wax moth)
Lineage: Eukaryota; Metazoa; Arthropoda; Insecta; Lepidoptera; Pyralidae
Exons: 17
Coding region: 177-3377 (1066 amino acids)
Biological process (GO): negative regulation of centriole replication; protein autoubiquitination
Cellular component (GO): peroxisome; aggresome
Molecular function (GO): tumor necrosis factor receptor binding; ubiquitin protein ligase binding; ubiquitin protein ligase activity
Source: RefSeq, a predicted model, not a curated record
GUUUUUUGUUUUGAUUCGUUCGUUUUCGUAUAAUAAUCGAAUACGGAAGUUGUCUUGGUUUGUAUGUUGAUACUCGAGUUGCGAAACGUUUUCUAUCGCUUUUCAGAAAUAAUAAAAAUGUCUAAAUUAUGGUGAAUGAUACCUCGGUGCCGUGAUAAUUAAACCAAUCCUUAAAUAUGGCCUCGAGAGGUGACAAAGGAAACGGUAAUGGCGAAGAGCAAAUCGUAGAGACAUUAGCGGAGGUGUUCCGUUGCUUCAUCUGUAUGGAGAAGCUGGUCGAUGCACACUUAUGUCCUCAUUGCUCGAAGUUAUGCUGUUAUGCGUGUGUGAGACGAUGGCUAACGGAACAGAGGUCACAGUGUCCCCACUGUCGAGCGGCCCUGCACUUACACGAGCUCGUCAACUGCCGCUGGGUGGAGGAAGUCACCCAACAGAUAGAGACUAUGCAACAGCAACAUGUCCAGUUAUGCCUUCAAUGUCCUACGCAUCAAGAGAAGUUGACUGUUUACUGUUGGACAUGUCGCCGCUGUAUCUGCCACCGCUGUGCUCUGUGGGGUGGUACCCACUCGGGUCACACAUUCAAGCCACUUGAAGAGGUGUACGAGCAGCAUGUGACACAGAUACGUGAUGAGGUCUCCCAACUUAGGAGACGACUGAUGGAACUGAUCAGCUUGGUACAGGAUGUGGAACGUAAUGUAGAAUCUGUUCGGGCGGCUAAAGAUGAACGUGUCCGCGAGAUAAGAAAUGCUGUUGAGCUUAUGAUAUCUCGCUUGGAUUCUGCACUAAAGGCCAAACUUCUUACUUUGAUGGGACAGAAGAAUAGUCUGACACAAGAGACUGAGCAACUUGAGCAUUUGUUGCAAGAGAUUGAACGGCAACUGCACACUAGUACUAGAUCUGAACUAAUAGCAAGGAGUGGUGAGUUAUUAAAAAUGAUUCAUCAAGUCCGCAAAAAGCCAAUGGCUAGUUUUGUGACUGCCCCGGUACCGGCCGAUUUUCACAGCGAAAUCGUGCCGAGCUACGACAGCAGCACUUUUCCGCUGACUAAUUUCACCCAGUUGCGGCACGCGGCCGCGCCCGUGUACUCGGCGCCGCUGCACGUCAACGGACUCUGUUGGCGCCUCAAGGUCUAUCCCGACGGGAACGGGGUCGUGCGAGGCAACUAUCUCUCCGUCUUUCUCGAACUUAGCGCCGGCCUCCCAGAGACUUCCAAAUACGAGUACCGCGUGGAAAUGCUACACCAAGUGUCGCGGGACCCGUCCAAGAACAUCGUGCGCGAGUUCGCGUCCGACUUCGAAGUGGGCGAGUGCUGGGGCUACAACCGGUUCUUCAGGCUCGACUUACUGGCCAGCGAGGGUUACCACAACCCUGAUAUGGAUACACUCAUACUGCGGUUCCAAGUCCGUCCGCCCACGUUCUACCAGCGCUGUCGCGACCAACAGUGGUACAUAAACCAACUGAUAACAAUGCAGAACCAGCAUAUCUUGCAAAUAAAUGAUCUCAAAGAACGUCUUUCGCUGGAGAUGUCCCGUAAUUCGCUGUCGGCUCGGCGUGCGGCGGGCGCGGCCGGCGCGGGCGGUGCGGCGGGCGGCGAGGCGGCCCAGGAUAACCCAGUGGACGGCGCUCUCAGCGACCCUGCCGUCUUCGGCCCGCAGUGGAAGUUCCCCACCGCGCACAACAUGGUUAGCGGACAGCGGCUGAAUAAUUCAAGUAUACUGAAUACGGCGAUGCUGUGCGAGGACAGUCGCAACAACGAGGUGUCAAGCGUAUCGGUGUGCGGAAGCGGCGCGGGCGCGGGUACGGGUACGGGCACGGGCGCGGGCGCGGCAGCAGCGGCGGGAGCGUUUGCGUACGGAGAUGCGCUCGAGCGGCGCCUGGCGCACUACACGCACGCCGCGCACGCCGCGCACGCCACGCACGCCACGCACAUGCACGCGCACGCACACUCUGCGCAUCAGCACGCGCUCGACGCCGGCUACGGGCUGCCCUCCACCUCGAGAUCAGCGAAUUCACUUCACGUGUCGGGCACUGACAAUAUGGCGUUAGUGAGUCUGCACACACUGUUGAGCGCGGCGAACGCGCCGAGCCGCGUGCCGAGCAAGCUCUCGAACAAACAGCCGCGUCCCGACAGGCAUCAGUACGUGCCCGCUAAAGACUCUUCCACAUUAACCGCAGUGGCAAGUAGUCCAGUGACGGAAGUGAGUCCGGUCGCAAGUAACGCGGUGUUGCUAUCGUCCGUGUCAUCACCGGAGCUAAACGUAUCACCGGGGGCGAGCGCGGGGCCAGGGACGGGGGCAGGGGCCAACACUGAGCCGCAGGCGGCCGAGCCCGACCCCCAGGCCGACAGCCCCAACGCUACACAGAACGUUCACGCCGCAUCCGAGUCCAGCAGUGACACUGGGGAUCUGAUGUUCAGCGAAUUGGAAGUGUUUGCAGACGAGACCAGCCCUAACAAUGUGGAUGAGAACUCCAACGAGGAGAACGACGUAGACGAUGAAGCUAUGUCGGGUGAGAACGACAUCGAGGGUGCGUGCGGGGGCAUGUCGUGCGGGGCGGGUGGGGCGGCUGGGGCGGCUGCAGGGGCCGGCGCGGGGGCCGCGGGCGGCGAGGGCGACAUCCUGAGCCGGCUGCUGUGCGCCGUGCAGUCGCGCGCGGUGACGCCGGCCGGCUCGGACGGUGCGCCCGCGCAGCCGCCACCGCCCGCGCAGCCGCGUGACCACGCCGACCCGCAGAUGUCCACCGCCGCGCACACCGACAUGCUGCUGCUCAAUCUCAUGCGCAUCAAUGGACUCACGCCUAAACAUUCCAAGCACGGUCCUAAACGCAACUGGGCGUCGAGUACGCUGGAGAGCGUGCCGGCCCGCGGCCCGGCGGCCGGUGCUGGUGGUGCUGGUGGUGCUGGUGGUGCGGGGAGGGCGCGGCGCGCGGGCGGCGCGGCGGCGCGGCGGCAGCGCCCUCUGUCGCCGGGCCAGCUACGCCGCCGCGCCGACACGCACGCCGCCACCGGUCACGGCCCACACAUGGGAUUGACGCCGCCCAGCACACCGGAGCGGGGAGCCCUGUCGCCUGUAUCGAACCUCGCCCUGCACGACUACUGGCCCUCUGUCUCAUCCAUCUCUGACAAUGACGAGGUCGAAUUCAUUUUGGACUACAACGACACUUUAUUCGAUAUGCUGCUGAACAGUUUGUCGCUGGAGAGUUCAGGCGCGACAGGGGAGUCGAACGAGGAGGGCGUGCGGCCUCCCACGCCGCCCGUGCAGCCCUGGAGCCCGCCCGCCCCCGCCCCCGCCGCCGCCACCGCCGCCGCCGCCGCCGCCGCCGCCGCCGCCGCCGCCGCCGCCGCGCACGUGACCCCCGCCUCCCGCGACGCGGAUUGACUACGCGACCCCCACGCUCCACACGCUCGGUACUACAACCUACGUGCCGCGCACUACCCGUAUCGCCGGGAAUAUUUUCAUUGAAUUCGCUAAUGACACAUUAAGCCGAUCUUCGCGGUUCCUUGGCGGAACACCAAUACGUAUUAUUACAUUUACUAUACUGUCAGCCAUGUCUUGUUACAAUUUUCUUGUACAAAGCGUCACAUUCACUGGAUGAUUAGCAAGGACUGUAUAUAGUAGGCAUAUAAUUAUUUAUUAUGUUUGAGGAAUGUAUACGACCAACAACUAUGUUUCGCUCUGUCUUCAUUAAAAUUGAAAAAAAAAUAAUGAUCGCCUAAAAUCCAUUUAAAAAUGUAGGGUACGGGGAUAGCAACUUAGUGUUCAGGAAUGACAACUCAUGAGGAGAACCAUGGAUGUUACUGUGUCUUCUGUGGAUCCCCAUGAUGCUGUAUAUAUGUGACGGCUGUCACUUUUCAUCAGGUGUUCAGCUUGUUAGUCAUUCUAAAUUGCUUAAAAAAUCGGCCAAGAGUGAGUCAGACUUGUGCAUAUUAUACAGUAUAUAUAGUAUAUAAUUAUUACUACAGUUCCGUGUAUAUUAUAUUUGAAAAAAAAAACAAUGAUUUUCCCCUUUACUUGUGCUUUACCACAUUGCUUCUUAAUAAAUUUCAUGAUUCGUAAGUCAAUGGGAAAUAUCCUAUACGAGUAGUUUUUAAUCCUUUGCAAAUGUCAAAAUAUACGCAACAAACAGCUGAUAUUUUUAAUUAAGAAGUUAAUUUUGUACAGUUUUAAGGGUUUUGUAGGCUUUAUUAUUUGAUAUUAAUUUCAGCUUGAUACCUUUACUCGUUUCUGAGAAAAAGGGUCUUGACAGGCGAUCAGACAUUCGGAUAAUAAAGUGAUCUUAUAAGGGUUCCGCUUUUCCUUUUGGGGUAUGAAUCCCUAAAAAUAUUAAUUUUCAGUGAAUUAAAAAUUUGCACAGAUAUUUUUUGGGGCGAAAGUCGACAGACAAAUAUCAGCUUAAUGUGGCAUUAGCUUUAAAUCUUUGAUCGUUUUGGGGGUCAUUGCACUAUCAUUAUAGGAUCAAUUUAGCAUUUCAUUAAGCACUUUGGAUAUUAGUGAAAUAUUUUAUAAUUAAUAUAAUUUAGCAGUAAACGAAUAACAUCACUUAUCGUGCAAUAUGGUGUAAUAACCCUCAAAAACAGGUUAUGUUACAGUAUUUUCCUAAAAAAUAUAUCAAAGGAUCUGAUUUGUUAAUAGAGUCGGUUGCUUGUAAUUUAAACAGUUUUAAAUGUCUUUGAUAAUUUGAAUUCUUGGAUUGAAAUGCCUCUUUUGUAAUCUUGACAGCGUGUUUUCUUAUUAUUAUUAUUUAUUUACUUGAUAUGGCGCUGGUACAGCUGUGAAACAACCUUAAGGAAUUGAUAUCAGUUGUCUAAAGAUAAGUGCUAUUUUCCAUAAUUUAAGUAGAACUCGGAAAAUAUAGUUUUCAAUGUAUUCCUUAAUAUUUAAUUAUAAUAUAUUUUUAAAUAGUCGAAAGUUCUUUAGAUAUUGGUUUAUUUAUAUUAAUCUUCAACAAUCAGACGAACGCUCAUGAAUAUUUUCGAUUUGAUAUUUAAUUAAUGAUAUUAAAUUAAUUGUAAUUGAUAAUUUUAUUUAAAUAUUAGAAAAUAAAUCUAGCCGUUUUCUUUUUUGGUGUAGCGUGCUGUAUGUGUGGGGGAGUGUAUGAAAUAUAUGACAUUAGAUAGGAAUUUUCAAAAUUGUAAGAUCUCCUUUUAAUUUAGUCAAAAGUUCAUGACAUUUUUGUGAGAAAAAAUAUUCCAUGACUAUUUAUAUUUAUGAAUCGAAUUAAAUUGAAUUGUUUAAAAAAAUUUCGGCUUUUUGUCACUUUCAUAUUUUUUUUGACAAAUAUGCAUUGUCAAAAGAUAUAUAAACUGAAAUAUAUAAUAUAUUGUAACCUUGUCCUAUGUAUUUAAAUUUAGUAAUAAUUUUCUAGUAUAUUCAGAGAAUACUUUUAUUUUUUCACAGCAUUUCUUUUAGCGCAUUUAUUAUUUUUUAACGACAUCGUAUUAGUGAAUCUCAGGAACUUUUUCUAUAAAGUUCAUGUCAUUCUACAUUAUAAUAGUUUGUUGAGUGUGUGUAUUAAGGUAGUUGAUAUAAAACAAAACCUCUCGCACACCUCUCAAAAUUUACGAUAACUUUCACAGAAUACUGACAAACUAACUUUUAUGAUCAGAAAUUAACAGUUUGUCGGUUAAAGAUGAAUGCAAUGAUAUUUUAUCGCCGCUUUAAGGGUCUUAGCAGAUACGAUGUUUUUAGCGUUAACGAUUAUUAAAGUUAUUAUAUGAACACGGGUAAAAACAUAAUUUGACACGAUCAAAUCGUUUUUUUGAGAUUUUAAUGCUCUAUAAUGUCACGCUGUACUCUAUCGUAGUCAUGAAAACGAGUUGUACAUCGGGUAAUUUCUACAAUGUUUCUUAAAACAAUCAUUGAUAAAGGGUGUGAUUUCUAUACAGCGUUCGCUAAAAUAUGUGUUUUCGACACAAUGAUCGAUUCUUAAAAUUGCAUGAUUGCAUGGAAUAAUCGUAAACUCGUCGUUUGGCGAUACUAAAAGCAUCAUGUCUGUAAUGCGCAAAUUUAAUUUUUAGAUCCUACGAUCUUUUGAGAUUUUGUAAGAAUUCACACUUUUCCGUGCCUUCUUUCAAAAUAACAAUGAGGCCGUUCUGUGACGCCAUUUUUUACUAUUUACCUCUUCAACUAAUAUUUUAAUUUGAUAAUUUCGCGAAAUAAAUAUUUUAUGGAUCAACUAAAAUUCAAAUUUUUCUAAAUCAAUUAAAAAAAUAGUUUAUAUUGGUCCUUACAAUAAAAAUUUCACUGUGAUAUCAAAUUAAAUAUUUAAUUAUAGAGAUAAGUUUUGAGAGAUGGCUCCUCAGAAUCGAGCCAAAUUUUUCGUAGGUUUCUAAUCAUAUAUAUUAUAAUAUAUUAAUAGAAAUCUGGUAGUUGUUUUUGGAAUAAUAAUUUAUACGUUAUUCCGAUAAACUCUUCGGAAGAUUAAAAGUCGUAUUUAGAAAGAGGCGCUGCUAGUAACUCAUUGAAAUGGUAGUUUUAUAUUUACCCUUUUUGCUAAUCCUAAAGUUCUAACAUAUAUGAUAUUAUAUUGCCUACCACUUGUCGGGGUAUGAAGGUUCUUCGAUGAUUCAUCUCUAUAGUAACUAUUAAUACGAGAAUAGGCAUGGAAAUUAUUGCUACAAUUGAUUCAUUAUAAUUUAGUGCAAUUAUUAUUUUUAUUCACUGUCAUAGCAGUACCUCUUUCUUAAUCUACGACUAAAUAUUAUACACGCUUGUUUCUGUAUCUGUGUAAGCUUUCCAUAAUAUUCGUUGAAUUAGUUCAAAUUGGUGUUAAAUGUGAUUGUAGCAAAGUUAGUCCAUAGUCGUGCACGUAUUUAUAUUUCAACAUUUAGAUAGGAUGUUCGACUGAAAGUUCAAACGCGUGUGAUCUGCUUUAAAUAAGGCUUGAGUACUGAGUCAUGUUAGUUUUUCGUAUUAGACAUAGACUGAAAUGCAAAUUCAUAAAAGGGUAAUAUUGAUUAACAUCGCUAUCGCAUAUUAUAAAUGGAUGUAAUUUUUAUUUUAUAGCAGAUGUUCUAUUUUCGAAUUUGUAUUGAUGAAACUGAUUGAAUGAGGUUUUUAUUUAGUUAUCGAAUAAACAUAAUGAAAUUUA